This is a messenger RNA of Emys orbicularis (European pond turtle), 1209 nucleotides long. It is a transcript of the gene HSD17B2, whose product is annotated as hydroxysteroid 17-beta dehydrogenase 2. Lineage: Eukaryota; Metazoa; Chordata; Testudines; Emydidae. The transcript has 5 exons. Gene Ontology annotation, biological process: steroid metabolic process. Bases 1 to 1209 code for a protein of 402 amino acids. Gene Ontology annotation, cellular component: intracellular membrane-bounded organelle. Gene Ontology annotation, molecular function: estradiol 17-beta-dehydrogenase [NAD(P)+] activity; testosterone dehydrogenase (NAD+) activity. The record is from RefSeq and is a predicted model, not a curated record.
AUGAGUGUCUGCCUUCUCUCUAGGAGAAUGGACGCUUACAUCUCUAUAGCUGACCCUUCUGUCUUGCUCUGCUUGAGCAUGACUGCAGCAUUUGGAAUAAUCACCUUUUACAAAACUAAGAAGAACCAGGUUGAGAAAAAGUGUAUAUUUGCCCGUGGUCUCCUCCUGCUGCUUUUAUUGGGAAUACUCUGUUUUGCCACGCUGAAAAGUUAUGUAGGCUUAAUCCUGUUCUCCAUGGGAUGUCUCAUCUGUUACAUUUACUUAUCAGUUCAAACAAUGUUACCUGUGGACAACAAAGCUGUAUUGAUCACAGGAAGUGAUUCCGGGAUUGGACAUGCAUUGACGAAGUACCUUGAUAAUUUAGGAUUUGUUGUAUUUGCUGGUGUCUUAAAUAAAAAAGGAGCUGGGGCUGAAGAAUUAAAAAGAAGCUGUUCCCAGAGACUUUGUGUCCUGCAACUGGAUAUAACCAGUUCUGCACAAAUUAAGGAAGCCUAUCUUAAAAUUUCAGAGAUGGUGCAAAAUACAGGGUUAUGGGGUGUUGUCAACAACGCUGGAAUCAUGGGGUUUCCUGCAGAUGGUGAGCUGCUGCCCAUGAGUGUUUACAAGCAGUGUAUGGAUGUGAAUUUCUUUGGGCAUGUAGAGGUGACCAAAAUGUUCUUACCGCUACUUCGGAAAUCCAAAGGAAGGCUAAUUAAUAUCUCUAGUAUGGCAGGAGGCAUUCCGAUGACAAGGUUUGCCGCAUAUGGUGCAUCAAAAGCAGCUCUGUCCAUGUUUUCCGGAGUAAUGAGGCAGGAGCUUGCCAAAUGGGGAAUUAAAGUUGCUGCAGUUCAUCCAGGAGGCUUCAGAACAUGCAUACAAGGUACAUCUGAGCUGUGGGCUAAGCAAGAAAAGGAUCUUCUGGAGAAUCUCACACCAGACGUGAAGAAAGAUUAUGGUGAAGACUACAUUGAAGCACUGAAAAAUUUCCUCCUGCACAUGCCAGUUCAUUGUGCUUCUGACCUCUCUCCAGUACUAGAUGAUGUUCUCCAUGCUUUAUUGGCAAAGAGUCCACAUGGUUUAUACACUCCAGGCAAAAGUUCUUACCUAGCUCUAUGUACCUUUUGCUAUUUUCCUCUCUGGCUUUACGAUUUGUUCAUUGGUAAGAUGCAAAGUAACAAAAGUGUACCCAGCGCUUUAAGGGCAUCAGAGGCCAAAAACAAGAACACGUAA